CCAAAUAAAUAUGGCUUAAAUUUUACUAAAAUAUAAAAAAAAAGUAUAAUUGAUGGAGUAAUAAUCUAGCUUUUUUAGUAGUAACGGUUCGAAACAUAAAUGAUGGUGAUGGUGAUGAUGGGUUCACUCAUCUCCUCAUUGUUUUCUCACUACCAUCUCAUCUUCUUCACCUCCUUUCCUUUCUUGGUUUCCGCCUUCUUCUUCGUCGUCUCCCGCUCGAGGAACUCCAAGUUCAAAACCAACUUGCCUCCCGGGCCCCUGGGCUGGCCGCUGGUGGGCAACCUGUUCCAGGUUGCCCAGUCCGGGAAGACGUUUCUGCAGUACGUGAGAGAUCUGGAGCCGAAGUACGGCCCCAUUUUCACUCUCAGGAUGGGGACGCGGAUGAUGGUCAUCGUAACGCGCGCCGAUUUGGCCCACGAGGCUCUCGUCGAGAAGGGCCAGGUUUUCGCUAGCCGGCCCAUGGAAACCCCGACCCGGACUAUCUUUAGUAGCAACAAGUUUUCGGUCAAUGCAUCUGUUUACGGGCCGGUCUGGCGGUCCCUUAGGAAAAAUAUGGUUCAAAACAUGCUCAGCACGACACGGAUGAAGGAGUUCCGGGCCGCCAGAGUGGCCGCGAUGGACAGGCUGGUCGAGAGGAUCGGAACUGAGGCCGAGGCCGAGGGCGGGGCCGUUUGGGUGUUGGCCAAUGCUCGGUUCGCCAUUUUUUGCAUCUUGCUUGCAAUGUGUUUCGGUGUUGAGAUGGACGAGAAGAAAAUCGACGAAGUCGACCGGACGAUGAAGGCCGUCCUCAUUGUUCUCGCUCCGAGGAUUGACGAUUUCCUCCCCAUUUUAAGCCCCUUUUUCUCCAAACAGAGGAAAAGGGUGCUGGAAGUGAGGAAGAAGCAAGUUGAAACAAUCGUCCCGUUGAUCGAGAAGCGCCGCCGGGCACUAGAAAACCCCGACGAAACGGCAGCGACGUUUUCCUACCUCGACACUCUCUUCGACCUCCACGUAAACGGCAAGAGCUCCGCCCCGACAAACGCGGAGCUCGUGACCCUGGUUUCCGAGUUCCUCAACGGCGGCACCGACACGACCGCAACCGCGGUCGAGUGGGCCCUGGCGAGGCUAAUCGAGAAUCCCGACAUGCAGUCGAAGCUGUACUCGGAAAUCAAGGGCGUGGUCGGGGACAAAAAGGUCGACGAGAAGGACCUAGACAAAAUGCCCUACCUAAGCGCGGUCGUAAAAGAGGUCCUACGAAAGCACCCUCCCACUUUCUUUGCCUUGACCCACGCGGUCACGGAGCCAACUAAACUGGGAGGGUACGACAUACCGGUAGACUGCAACGUCGAGUUCUUCCUACCGGCCAUAUCCGAGGACCCGAAGAUAUGGACCGACCCCGAGACGUUCAACCCGGAGCGGUUCAUCUCGGGCGGGGAGGACGCCGAUAUCACGGGGGUGACCGGAGUGAAGAUGAUGCCGUUCGGGGCGGGAAGAAGGAUCUGCCCGGGGUUGGGAAUGGCGACGGUGCACGUGAACUUGAUGUUGGCGAGAAUGGUUCAAGAAUUCGAGUGGUCCGUUUACCCGGAAAACACCAAAGUGGAUCUCACCCAUAAGUUUGAGUUCACGGUGGUCAUGAAGAACCCGCUUAGAGCCAAGGUCAAGCCUAGAGAAGUAAAGCCAUGCUGAAUCAUAUUUUGAGUGACAAUAUAAUUAGGGUACAGUUAAAUAAGUAAUUAAUUACUUAAUUACAUGGUUUGCUUCUCUCUUUCAAAUUUCAAUUGGUUGUCUAUACAUUAUUUAUGGAGUAUAUAUACUCAUUCUGCACAUUCAUUAUAAAUCAAUAUUGAGAAAAUGUAAAAUUGCCAAAUUAAAUUCUCUAAUAGGAU
This is a messenger RNA of Cuscuta campestris, 1865 nucleotides long. The record is from the annotation of a GenBank genome assembly. Lineage: Eukaryota; Viridiplantae; Streptophyta; Magnoliopsida; Solanales; Convolvulaceae.